Molecule: messenger RNA, 1575 nt
Organism: Pollicipes pollicipes
Lineage: Eukaryota; Metazoa; Arthropoda; Thecostraca; Pollicipedomorpha; Pollicipedidae
Product: snake venom 5'-nucleotidase
Exons: 3
Coding region: 1-1575 (524 amino acids)
Biological process (GO): AMP catabolic process; proteolysis
Cellular component (GO): plasma membrane
Molecular function (GO): 5'-nucleotidase activity; serine-type endopeptidase activity
Source: RefSeq, a predicted model, not a curated record
AUGGCAAGGCACAUGCCCUACGACGCAGUGGCACUCGGCGACAAGGAUUUUGACGAAGGCCUUGACGGCUUACUCCCGUUUAUGAAAGGCGUCGGGGCCGACGUCUUUAUAUGUACGAAUAUACGCUUUGCUGGCCUCAACCAGACCCAAAAAAACGAGUUCGAAGAGUUGUGUCCCCGGCACAGAAUCCUUACGGUAGGCCAGAAAAAAAUCGGCAUCUUCAGCUACGUCCUGCCGGACGUCACCGUAACCGGGCACACGAAAGACAUCAGAGUUGAAAAUGAGGUGAAGGCUCUAACUAGGGAGAUCCGUGUGCUCAGAAAGAAAGGCAUCAAGAUAUUCAUCGCGUUGGGUCACUCUGGCUACGAACGCGACCAGGAGGUCGCCCACAAAGUGCCCAGCCUGGACGUGGUGGUCGGAGGCCACUCACACAGCCUCCUAUGGCCAGACCCCUUCUCCGAGAGCCUGGCAGGAACGCCGGACGAUCCCUUGGACGCGGGCAUCCUAAGUGGGCCUUACCCCACCGUCGUGGUACAGCCCAGCGGGCGACGGGUCCUCGUCCUGCAGGCCUUCAAGAGUGGCAAGUACGUGGGUAACAUCAACGUCACGUUCAACAGCGAUGAUGAGGUGAAGGAGUGGUGGUCGCAGCCAGCGUUGUUGCGGAGGGUCAUGCCGGAGGACAUGGGCGUCAAGAAGACGAUGACCGACUUCCUCAGACGCCUGAAAGAUGAAGCUAAGGAGACGGUCGGCCAUUCCUUGGUGCAGCUUGUCGGGUUGAAAGAGGUUUGUCACAUGGAGGAGUGCAACCUGGGCAACAUGAUGGCCGACGCCUACCUCCGGGCGCUCCGAGUAGGUGUCAACAACAAGGGCACUUUGCUCCCCACCAUUGCGUUCGUCAAUUCCGGUUCCAUCACCACGGCGCUCCCCAUGGGAAACGUCACGCUGGCUGAGCUCGCCUCCGCCGUUCCUUACCGUAACAGCGUAGACGUCAUCACAGUCAACGGCAGUGCGGUUCUGGCCGCGCUGGAGAACAGUGUGUCGCAGGUCAAGGUGCUGCACGGCCGUUUCCUGCAAUUCGCCGGCGUGCGCGUGGAGUACAACAUGAGCAGGCCGGUGGGUAGCCGUGUGUAUUCGGUACGCCUGCUCUGCAACAAGUGUCCCAUCCCCAAAUACAAGGCAUUGAAUAAGUCAGAAGCCUACGACAUCGCCCUGUCUACCUACAUCGCCGAUGGUGGCGAUUCUUACGAGAUGUUCUUGGAGCCCCUGGACCGGCAGCGGUAUUCGCUGCUCGACAUGCAGGUCGGUCUCGUCUCCACGCUCGGGGUGCUACCGUUCUGCGGCGGCAGCCUCAUCUCGGACCGGUGGGUGCUGACGGCCGCCCACUGCGUGGCCGAGCGGCGCCCAGCGCGCACCCAGGUUGUCCUGCGCGCGCGCUCCCCGAUCAGCCUGCGCGCUCUCCGCCUGCCGGUCGCCAGCAUCACCGUUCAUCCGAGCUUCGCCGCCGACACGUACAGCCACGACGUGGCGCUGGUCGAGCUGCUGGGAGUCCGCCGGCGGCCGUGCUACAGAAGGUGA